Messenger RNA from Adineta ricciae, 1002 nucleotides. The record is from the annotation of a GenBank genome assembly. Lineage: Eukaryota; Metazoa; Rotifera; Eurotatoria; Adinetida; Adinetidae.
AUGACAAGCAAAAUUAGUAUUAAAUGUGGUGGAGUUCGUAAGAAAGAUGAACCUCCAACAAUUUUAUUCUAUGUACCAGAAAUGCGUCAAUUAGCUGAAGAAAUCCGCCUUUGUAAUAUUACAAAUUCCAUUGAAUUAGGUGAUAUUCAAUGGAAUGAAUUCGCUGAUAAAUGGCCUAACGUAUUUAUUCGUAAUUCCGAGCAAAUUCGCAAUAGUCAUGUGCUUUUUCUAGCAUCACUUCAUAAUCCCAUGACAAUUUUCGCGCAAAUCUCUGUUCUUUAUCAUCUACCGAAAUAUCUCUGUCGAUCAUUGAAAGUUCUUUUACCUUACUUUCCAACUGGUACCAUGGAACGUAUCCAAAUUCAAGGAGAAAUCGCAACGGCAUAUUCGUUAGCACAAAUGCUCUCGUCAAUUCCACUUACACGUACUGGACCAUCGGAAGUUGUGAUUUUCGAUAUUCAUGCACUACAAAAUCAAUUCUAUUUCUCAUCGAAUAUCAUCGUUCGACUCGAAUCUACUGUUGGUUUAUUAUUAAAUGAGUUGCAAAAGGAAGAAAAUCAAGGAGAAAACUAUGCCAUUGCCUUUCCAGAUGAUGGCGCACAUAAACGCUUUUCACAUAUAUUCGAUAAUACAACUUAUCCGAUUGUGAUUUGCAGUAAAAUCCGACAAGAAAAUGAUAAACGCAUUACGACAGUCAAAGAUGGCCAGGCUAAAGGUUAUCAUUGUAUGAUUGUUGAUGAUCUCGUUCAAUCAGGGAAUACUUUAAUCGAAUGUGCACAAGCUUUACUACAGCACGGUGCGACGCAUGUCUCAGCAUUCGUUGGACAUGGGAUCUUUCCCAAUGAAAGUUGGAAGAAAUUUCUUCAUUCCAAUAAUCCAACAGUUCGUUUUCAUACAUUUUAUGUUACAAAUACAUAUCCUAAUACGAAAAUAUUGGUUAAUCAAUCUCCUUUCAAAGUACUUUCAAUUGCACAAAUUUUGUGUAAUAUAUGUUUUAAUUAG